Messenger RNA from Scheffersomyces coipomensis, 1353 nucleotides. It is a transcript of the gene RAD52, whose product is annotated as recombinase. Lineage: Eukaryota; Fungi; Ascomycota; Pichiomycetes; Serinales; Debaryomycetaceae. Gene Ontology annotation, cellular component: nucleus. The record is from RefSeq and is a predicted model, not a curated record. Gene Ontology annotation, biological process: double-strand break repair via homologous recombination; double-strand break repair via single-strand annealing; mitotic recombination. The coding region runs from base 1 to 1353 and encodes 450 amino acids. The transcript has a single exon.
AUGCCUCAAAGAGAUAAUAGAUUCAGACCAAAUCCACUGGCUCCUGUAAGACAGUUCCAAAAACAAUCAUACACCCAAGAAGAACAAACUAGAAUCCAAGGUAUAUUGGAUAAAGUACUUGGACCUGAAUAUGUCAGCUUCAGACCUGGUGGAGGUGGUACUAAUGUAUCAUAUAUUGAAGGUUGGAGAGCCUUGAAUUUAGCCAAUGAAGUGUUUGGAUUCAAUGGUUGGAAUUCAGAAUUGGUUAGUCAACAAGUUGAUUUCUUAGAUACUCAUGGUAAUUCAGGUCGAUAUUCUAUGGGACUUUCAGUGGUUAUUAGGGUCACUAUAAAGGAUGGAACUUAUCAUGAAGAUUUUGGUUAUGGUUAUAUAGAGAAUGCUAAGAGUAAAGCCAUGGCAUUUGAAAAAUGUAGAAAGGAAGCUUUCACAGAUGGAAUUAAAAGAUGUUUAAGAUGUUUUGGAAGUUUAUUGGGGAAUUGUCUUUAUGAUAAAACUAUUAUAAAGCAAAUGCAAAAUAUAGAGAAGAUAAAGACUACUUUUGAAACCUCUGAUUUUCAUAGAGAUCCAAUGUUUAUGGAAAGACAUAAGAAUAGAGAUAUUCCAUCUACUCAUUUACUUGAAAAACCAGUUCAACAAAAUAAUCCAAUCCAAAAUGGUUCCAAUGGAGCAGCCCCUAGAGUAAUACUGGCUCCAAAUCAAGCUAAUAAUAGACAACCACCACCAUCAAUUCCAGUUCAAAAUACAGCAGUAUCAACUCCUAUCAAUAGCAAUCAAUAUGCAAAUAAUAAUGUCAACACUACAGCAACAAAAAAGCAAUCCAAUGUAUAUCACCCAUCAACUCAAGAAGCUCAAGAUCUUGAAGAUUCCUUCUUAUUCAGUGAUGAUAUUGGCGAAGAAGAUUUAGUAUUCGUAGGAGACCAAAAUGACAAACUGAAUAGUGCUGAAAAAGAUGCCAACACUACUGCAAAUAGUAUCAAUCAAUCAAAUCAAAGUAUAAAUAAGACAAAUGCCAUAACACCCAAUGUUCCAAAAGUUGGAAUGGAAUUCCCACUUUUCGUUAGUGCACGAGGAGCUGAUUUAUUACAACAGACACCAGAAAAUGCAUCUAAUAUUCCUCAAUUUAAUCACAAAUUUGUAUCUCCUAAUAUGAGACGAACAAUUGAUCCAACCAAAUCAGCCCCCGUUAAAAGAGCAGAAGUGAACAACGCACCCACAGCUACAAUUUCCAGAAAUUCCCAACCAACUACAUCAGCAUUAAAUCCUAUAUCGAAUGAAUCUGGAAAUUCACUUGGGAAAAGAAUAGGAAUGCCUCCAAUUCAAAGACCACCUUCAAAGAGACUCCAUAAAGAGUAA